CCGAUCCGCCCGGCUCCAAGUUCCUCCCUUCCUGGGGUCCAGACCCCCGCUUUGCCCCUGCAGUACCCUAGAGGGGUCUCUGCGCUUUCCCUUCCACCGACCCCUUGGAAUCCCCGCUUUCCGCCCUCAUUCGGAGUUUCCUAGGGCGUUUCAGGACGCCCGGGAGCGGAGGGCGACCCUGCCGGAGCGGCGUAGGGAAACUGAGGUACGGGGUUCAUAGUGAGGAGGGCAAAAGAAGUCCUGGGACCAGGCCGGAGCGGCCGGGAGAGGUCACCUAUUUUGAGCGCCCUGACUGGGCCGGCGGCUUAUCUUACGGCCCCUGGGCCCCUGCCCGCCCUCCGCCUGUCCGACUGGGGCGGGGGAGGGGACCCUCUGGCCACUAUCAACCCCACGUGGGACCUGGAAGUACAGACCGCCCUCACGUUGCCUAUAAUCAACAACCAGGGGCUUGGGACCCUGUAGGGGGAAGGGGGCUGCGAGGUUCGGCCUCAGCCCCCUCCCCCAGCCCGCCCUAGGCACUGGGAGGGGCCGCCACCUGACCGCCUCGAACCUGUGCCCUGGAAGUCCCAGAAAUUUUCCCCUUUCCUAGCCGGGACCUCUGACCCCUCCUCUUUCUGGGGACGGUGGCACUCCUCGGUUCCUGGGUGUCCCAGGGUAACUAGAUCGCCCCCCACACCAAUGCUGGGAUUUCUUUUGGAGGCGCAGUGGAAUCAGUGAGGGAAACUGAGUCACCCUUCGGGGCACCCGGGGAAGCAUGGCAACCGGGGGAACCUGGUGCCCACCCUCUAGCCAUUCAGAGGCCCCCCAGGCUGCAGGGAACCCUGCGCCUCUGGCCCUGACUCACGCCGGGCCGGCCGGAUUUUCUGGAAUCUGGGGGGGAUUAGGGGAGCCGGGGCAGGGGGAGUGGCCUUGUCCCAUUCCACACCUCUCUUGGACGUCGGGAGAGGGGACCCUGUAGUCCAGCUGGGGCCCCGCCCCUGUUCCCUGGCCCUUCCCGGGAAGGGGAGGGGGUUCCCGCGGGUUUCCUGCCUCCCCCCGCGCCGCUCCCGGGCGGGGCCGGGAAACCACGCCUUCUUGGAGCUUGGAGCCUGGAGGCUCCCCUGCCGCUUGGUCGGAGGCUGUGGGGUCCCAAGGUCUUGACCCCAGUCCUCCCAAUCCCCCGCUAGGAUCAGUUUGAGGUGCUCGAGCGGCACACGCAGUGGGGUCUGGACCUGUUGGACAGAUACGUGAAGUUCGUGAAAGAGAGGACGGAGGUGGAGCAGGCUUAUGCAAAGCAGCUGCGGAGCCUGGUGAAAAAAUAUAUGCCUAAAAGACCUGGCAAAGAUGACCCAGAAUCCAAUUCCACCUAGAGGUAUGAGCUUGGAUGCAGAAACCAUAUUACCUGUGUUGGAAUUCUAAAUCCACUACUUUCCAGCCAAACUGCUUCCGCCAGUUGACUCAAGUUCUCCGCCUCUAUUUUCCUCGCCUGUUAAAUGGGAGAGGCUCCAACAGUUACUAAAUGAAUGACUCUGGGUUCAGCCAGCAACAGUCAUUUGUGCAGAUUCUCCAGGAGGUGAAUGAUUUUGCGGGCCAGCGGGAGCUGGUGGCCGAGAACCUCAGUGUCCACGUGUGUCUCGAGCUGGCCAAGUACUCACAGGAGAUGAAACAGGAGAGAAAGAUGCACUUCCAAGAAGGCCGUCGGGCCCAGCAGCAGCUGGAAAGUGGCUUCAAGCAGCUAGAGAAUAGUAAGCGUAAGUUUGAGCGGGACUGCCGGGAGGCUGAGAAGGCAGCUCAGACGGCCGAGCGGCUGGACCAGGAUAUCAAUGCCACCAAGGCUGAUGUGGAGAAGGCCAAGCAACAGGCCCACCUUCGGAGUCACAUGGCAGAAGAAAGCAAAAAUGAAUAUGCAGCCCAACUACAGCGCUUCAACCGAGACCAGGCUCACUUCUAUUUUUCCCAGAUGCCCCAGAUCUUUAAUAAGCUGCAGGACAUGGACGAGCGACGGGCCACCCACCUGGGGGCUGGGUACAGGCUCCUGUCCGAGGCUGAGCUGCAGGUGGUACCCAUCAUCGCCAAGUGUUUGGAGGGCAUGAAGGUGGCCGCGGAUGCUGUGGAUGCCAAGAACGACUCCCAGGUCCUAAUCGAGCUGCACAAGUCAGGCUUUGCCCGCCCGGGCGACGUGGAAUUUGAAGACUUCAGCCAGCCCAUGAACCGCGUGCCCUCGGACAGCAGCCUGGGCACCCCCUCAGAUGGACGGCCUGAGCUCCGAGGCCCCGGCCGCAGCCGAGCUAAGCGCUGGCCCUUCAGCAAGAGGAACAAGCCGCGCCCUCCACCCCUCUCCCCCCUGGGGGGCCCCCUGCCCUCGGCAUUACCUAACGGACCCCCGUCCCCCCGCUCCGGCCUCGACCCCUUGGCCAUACUGAGUGAGAUCAGUAAGUCAGUCAAACCGCGGCUAGCAUCCUUCCGCAGCCUUCGAGGCAGCCGUGGGACAGUGGUGACCGAGGAUUUCAGCCACUUGCCCCCGGAGCAGCAGAGAAAGCGGCUUCAGCAGCAGCUGGAAGAACGGAACCGUGAACUACAGAAGGAGAUCGACCAGAGGGAGGCCUUGAAGAAAAUGAAGGAUGUAUAUGAGAAGACACCCCAGAUGGGGGACCCGGCCAGCUUGGAACCCCGGAUCACAGAAACCCUGAACAACAUCGAACGUCUGAAAUUGGAAGUACAGAAGUAUGAGGCUUGGCUGGCAGAAGCCGAGAGCCGGGUCCUAAGCAACCGGGGGGACACCCUGGGCCGGCACACUCGGCCUCCAGACCCCCCAGCCAGCGCCCCACCAGACAGCAGCAGCAACAGCAACAACGGAUCACAGGAUAAGGAGAGCUCUGAAGAGCCCCCGUCCGAGGAGGGUCAGGAUGCUCCCAUCUACACGGAGUUCGAUGAAGAUUUUGAGGAGGAGCCUGCAUCCCCCAUAGGUCACUGUGUGGCCAUCUACCAUUUUGAAGGGUCCAGCGAGGGCACCAUCUCCAUGGCCGAAGGCGAGGACCUCAGUCUCAUGGAAGAAGAUAAAGGCGACGGCUGGACCCGGGUCAGGCGGAAACAGGGAGGUGAGGGCUACGUGCCCACCUCCUACCUCCGUGUCACACACAACUGAACCCUGCCAGAGGCGGGAAGAGGGGGGCUGUUGGCUGCUGCUUCUGGGCCACGGGGGGUGCCCCAGGACCUACGCACUUUAUUUCUUCCCCCGUGGCUUCAGCUGAGACCUGUGUAACCUGCUGCCCCCAGCCCCACCCCCCACUCCUCACUCCACAUGGACCCGCUGUGCCUUCUACCAUCGAUGUACAUACUCAUGUUUUGAAUCUUUUCUUCCUGCCGCUCGGCUGGGGCCGUUUUGUUUUAUAUAAAAAAAUGAUGGAAAGCU
Aethalodelphis obliquidens (Pacific white-sided dolphin) is the source of this 3391-nucleotide messenger RNA. RefSeq names its product thyroid hormone receptor interactor 10 (gene TRIP10). NCBI's taxonomy places the organism in Eukaryota, Metazoa, Chordata, Mammalia, Artiodactyla, Delphinidae. The transcript is spliced from 15 exons. Gene Ontology annotation, molecular function: protein binding. Bases 1499 to 3124 code for a protein of 541 amino acids. Gene Ontology annotation, biological process: signal transduction. The record is from RefSeq and is a predicted model, not a curated record.